Messenger RNA from Impatiens glandulifera, 1981 nucleotides. Its product is annotated as fumarate hydratase 1, mitochondrial-like. Gene Ontology annotation, biological process: tricarboxylic acid cycle; fumarate metabolic process; malate metabolic process. The transcript has 18 exons. Gene Ontology annotation, molecular function: fumarate hydratase activity. Gene Ontology annotation, cellular component: tricarboxylic acid cycle heteromeric enzyme complex; mitochondrion. The coding region runs from base 188 to 1663 and encodes 491 amino acids. NCBI's taxonomy places the organism in Eukaryota, Viridiplantae, Streptophyta, Magnoliopsida, Ericales, Balsaminaceae. The record is from RefSeq and is a predicted model, not a curated record.
UCUUAAAUCAGAGGAAGUGAAGCCUAGGCAAGGGGAAGCGCCGUCGUCUCCUGUUUACUAUUAUUAUUCCAAAUAUCAGAUCAAACUGCUGGCCGCCAUUUGAUCUUUCUUCUCCAACUCAACUGCUUUCAGCAGUUGAAUUCUCUCCAUAUCUUUCACGCGAGAUUAAAGGAGAAGGACACGAAGGAUGUCGAUUUUUCUAGCUUCACGUCGUUUAUCAUCUGGAUUUACGAAGUCGACUCGCUUUACUACUUCCUGGAGAUCGAUUUCUACGUCUUUCAGGGAAGAAAAGGACACUUUUGGGCCAAUUCUCGUCCCUUCCGAUAAGUUAUGGGGAGCUCAGACUCAGAGAUCGUUGCAGAAUUUUGAUAUUGGGGGCGAUCGAGAACGGAUGCCUGAACCAAUUGUUCGUGCUUUUGGUGUCCUUAAAAAGUGUGCUGCCAAGGUGAAUAUUGAGUAUGGUCUUGAUCCAGUAAUAGGAAAGGCAAUCAUAAUGGCAGCACAAGAAGUGGCAGAAGGGAAGUUAAAUGAUCAUUUCCCUCUUGUCAUAUGGCAAACUGGAAGUGGAACCCAGAGUAAUAUGAACGCUAAUGAGGUGAUUGCAAAUAGAGCAGCUGAAAUUCUUGGUCAUAAAGCAGGUGGAAAGUUUGUGCAUCCAAAUGAUCAUGUGAACAGAUCACAGUCUUCUAAUGACACAUUUCCAACUGUGAUGCAUAUUGCGGCUGCAACAGAAUUAAAUUCUAGACUGAUACCAAAUUUGGAAACCUUACAUUCUACACUACUUUCCAAGUCUAUUGAGUUCAAAGACAUCGUUAAAAUCGGACGAACCCACACCCAAGAUGCCACUCCUUUGACUCUUGGGCAAGAGUUUAGCGGCUACGUAACACAAGUCAAAUAUGGAAUUGAGCGAGUUAUGAGCACUCUACCUCGCAUGUAUCAGCUUGCACAAGGUGGAACUGCUGUGGGGACUGGAUUAAACACGAAGAAAGGGUUUGAUGUGAAGAUUGCAGCUGUAGUAGCUGAGGAAACAGGCUUGCCAUUUGUAACAGCAGAGAACAAAUUUGAAGCUCUGGCUGCACACGAUGCUUUUGUUGAAACUAGUGGCUCCUUAAACACUAUAGCUGCAUCCCUAUUUAAGAUUGCUAAUGACAUCAGGUUCUUAGGAAGUGGUCCGAGGUGUGGACUAGGGGAACUCAUUCUUCCCGAGAAUGAACCUGGAAGCAGUAUUAUGCCUGGGAAAGUGAAUCCUACUCAAUGUGAGGCUCUCACUAUGGUUUGUGCUCAGGUUAUGGGAAACCAUGUUGGAAUCACAGUUGGUGGAUCAUGUGGCCACUUUGAGCUGAAUGUGUUCAAGCCUAUGAUUGCUAAUAGUCUACUUCAUUCACUGAGAUUGUUAGGAGAUGCAUCUGCCUCUUUUGAGAAGAAUUGUGUAAGAGGAAUUCAAGCUAAUGAAGAAAGAAUCUCAAAAUUACUUCACGAGUCACUGAUGCUUGUCACAUCUUUGAACCCGAAAAUCGGUUAUGAUAAUGCUGCUGCUGUUGCUAAGAAGGCUCACAAAGAAGGAAGCACCUUGAAGGAUGCUGCUUUGAAACUGGGAGUGCUAACGAGUGAAGAGUUCGACACUCUGGUUGUACCGGAGAAAAUGAUUGGUCCGUCUGAUUGAUGAUGUCAUUCGAGAAUCGAGGUUAGAUGUUAUUUAUUUUUUUCUGCUUCCUUUCAAUAAUAAGUUAAUUAAGGAAGGAGAUAAAAUAAAAUUCAAACAAUCAUAAUUUUUAUUAACAUUCUUAAGGUCUUUGUUAACAAAGAAUGAGAUUGUGGUAAUUUUUUUGUGUGUGUGGAAGUUACAAGAGAGUUGUUAAAUUUUACAUGGUUAGCUUAUAGAGAUGUAUUAGCUAUACCAUGUUAUAAGUUUUAUUUAAGCUUGCUGUUAAAAACUUCAGCAACCAUUUUCUGUGUUAUUGCAAUCAUUUUUCCAUGAUUA